Populus nigra (black poplar) is the source of this 2408-nucleotide messenger RNA. RefSeq lists its product as uncharacterized. Gene Ontology annotation, molecular function: ATP binding; protein serine/threonine kinase activity. The record is from RefSeq and is a predicted model, not a curated record. Bases 277 to 1932 code for a protein of 551 amino acids. NCBI's taxonomy places the organism in Eukaryota, Viridiplantae, Streptophyta, Magnoliopsida, Malpighiales, Salicaceae. The transcript is spliced from 13 exons. Gene Ontology annotation, biological process: peptidyl-serine phosphorylation; intracellular signal transduction.
ACAAAUAAAAACAAGCGCAGCAUGUCGUCAGUUAGGGUGGGUCCAGAACCAUUCCCGUAAGUCGGAUCCUCCACGUGUUGCAGUUCUUGUUUUUGUUUGAGGUGGUCUGAUGAGGUAGUUCCCUGGUGGCAAACAUGUAAGAAAACUGAGUCAGCUUUGCUUCGUUGUCACAAUCAUCAAAAUUCACAAAAACCAAACAAAAGGCAUAAAUUUUGGAGAGAAAAGAGCAUAUCUAAGAGAGACAGAGAAGGGGCCAUCCUCAUCAUCAUUACACAAAUGGAGGAGGAUGAUCGUCUUAACAAAGCGAAGGAGGAGGAGGAGGAGGAGGAGGAAGGUGGGGAUCAGGUGGGGUCGAGCUUGACCUUGGAGAGGGUAGCUGCUGCAAAGAUCUUCAUUGAGAAUCAUUACAAGGCUCAGAUGAAACACAUCCAGCAACGCAAAGAAAGGCGCUUAGAGCUGAAAAAGCAGUUGGCAUCUUCCCAAGUUUCUGAAGAGGAACAAAUUAACAUACUGAAGGAUUUAGAGCACAAGGAAACACAGUAUAUGCGACUUAAAAGGCACAAGAUUUGUGUUGAUGAUUUUGACCUUUUGACAAUAAUAGGCAGAGGGGCAUUUGGAGAGGUUAGGUUAUGCAGGGAGAAGAAGUCAGGCGACAUCUAUGCUAUGAAAAAGUUGAAGAAGUCAGAAAUGCUUAGUAGGGGGCAGGUCGAGCAUGUCAAAGCUGAAAGGAAUUUGCUUGCAGAAGUUGCAAGUCACUGUAUUGUGAAACUGUACUAUUCUUUUCAAGAUGCUGAAUACUUAUACCUGAUCAUGGAAUAUCUGCCUGGAGGUGACAUCAUGACUUUGUUGAUAAGAGAAGAGACUUUGACUGAAACCAUGGCUAGAUUUUACAUUUCCCAAAGUGUUCUUGCUAUAGAAUCUAUUCAUAAACACAACUACAUUCAUAGCCAUAUGUAUAUUUUUUUCAGAGAUAUCAAACCUGACAAUCUAUUGUUAGACAAAAAUGGUCAUAUGAAGCUCUCUGAUUUUGGUCUUUGCAAGCCUCUUGACUGCACAAAUUUAUCAGCUAUAAAUGAAAAUGAAGCACUUGAUGAUGAAAAUUUGAAGGAAUCCAUGGAUGCUGAUGGACACUUUCCAGAAGCUGGUGGAAGGCGCUGGAAAAGUCCCCUUGAACAACUACAACACUGGCAGAUAAACAGGAGAAAAUUGGCCUAUUCCACAGUCGGCACACCAGAUUACAUUGCUCCAGAAGUGCUGUUGAAGAAAGGAUAUGGGAUGGAGUGUGACUGGUGGUCUCUUGGUGCAAUAAUGUACGAGAUGCUAGUUGGUUAUCCCCCAUUUUAUUCUGAUGAUCCAGUAACAACUUGCAGAAAGAUUGUGCAUUGGAGAAAUCACUUAAUAUUCCCAGAGGAGGCAAGGCUGACACCUGAAGCAAAGGAUCUGAUCUGUAGAUUGCUUUGUGACGUUGAUCAUAGGCUUGGGACUCUGGGGGCAUACCAAAUUAAAGCUCAUCCUUGGUUCAAAGAUAUUGUUUGGGACAAACUUUAUGAAAUGGAGGCAGCAUUUAAACCAGAGGUCAAUGGGGAGCUCGAUACACAAAAUUUUAUGAAAUUUGAUGAGGUCGAACCCCCAUCAACAAGAAGAGGAUCCGGACCCAUGAGGAAGACAAUGUUGAAUCCUCAAGAUCUUAGUUUUGUUGGUUACACGUACAAGAACUUUGAUGCUGUGAAAGGGCUACAUCAUUCUUUUGAUGUGAAGAGAAGCUCAUUACCGAGGCAGGCAUCCACCGAUUCUUGUCACAGUGAUUCUGCAGUGGACUACUCAUCUAAGGACUCAAUUGGUGACUUACACGCACUGACUCUUUCCUCAUCAGUAGAUGCCUGUCACAGUGAAGAGCUGUCCAAUUCCUUACGUGGAAACCAUCUGGCAUAAUGGACGCAAUGUCCCUGUUGUGAAGGCGGUGGGUCUGCCUCCUUAUUUUUUAGUCAGGCACGGCCCAAACAUGCACUGUUAACGAAGCUUGCCAUAACAUAGUGUAAAACGUUUAUACAUUUGCAGGAAAUAUUGGAAGGACUUGUGCAAAACCGAUUGUGGGGAAGUUGGUAAAAUAGUUGUAAUCAAUUUUAAAGGUUUUGGAUCUAUGUAAAAAUUGACAGAUUAUACUGUGGUUUUGACUGCCCAGGUUGGCAGACUAAUAGCAUAUGCCUUCUCUUGUGGCAGUUUAAGCCUCCACUCUCUGGUUUUGUGUUUUUUUAAUAGUCUAGGAAGCGAGAAUGACCCUCAGUUGUGUCGUGGACUCCAGCUUAUAGGUAUUGUACGGAGAGCCAUGGGCCUUUUUGUGACUGAAAUAUACUGAAGUUUAAUUCUCACUUUUAUAAAGGAUGUGAUCCCUUUUUGGGAUUUUUUUA